CAGGUUGAGUUCAACAUGUCAACUUUACAGAAUACCACAUCCUCUUCCAUCAUUUUCCUGCUAACUGGUGUUCCCGGGCUGGAAGCCUUCCAUACGUGGAUCUCCAUUCCCUUCUGCUUUCUCUACAUAACUGCUCUCUCAGGAAACAGCCUGAUCCUCUUUGCCAUUGUCACCCAGCCCAGUCUCCAUGAACCCAUGUAUUAUUUCCUCUCUAUGCUGUCCACCACUGACCUUGGCCUGUCCAUAUCCACCCUGGUCACCAUGUUGGGUAUAUUCUGGUUCGAUGCCAGGGAGAUCAGCUUUAAUGCUUGCUUAUCACAGAUGUUCUUCAUUCAACUUUUCACUGUUAUGGAAUCCUCAGUGCUGUUGGCCAUGGCCUUUGAUCGUUUUGUGGCCAUCUCUAGUCCUCUUAGAUACGCCUCUAUCUUAACUGACCUUAAAAUAGUACAGAUUGGAGUAGCAAUCAUCACCAGGGGGACACUAAUACAGACUCCUUUGGUGUUGCUUCUUAAACGAUUGUCCUUCUGCCACAGCCACGUGCUCCACCACUCCUAUUGCUUCCACCCUGACAUGAUGAAGCUCUCGUGCACAGACACCAGGAUCAAUAGUGCAGUUGGGUUGACAGCCCUGAUCACCACUGCUGGAGUGGACUCCAUCUUCAUUAUUUUUUCUUAUUUUUUAAUCAUUAAGACUGUCCUCAGUAUUGCAUCUCCAGAGGAGAGAAAGAAAGCCUUUAGCACAUGUGUCUCACAUAUUGGGGCUGUUGCUAUAUUCUAUAUUCCAUUGGUUAGUCUGUCCUUUGUACACAGAUUUGGGAAACAGGCUCUACCUUAUGUACAUACUCUGAUUGCCAAUGCCUACCUGCUAAUCCCCCCUGUGUUAAACCCCAUCAUCUACAGCGUGAAGACCAAACAGAUACGCAGGGCUGUGCUUAAAGUUCUCCAGCCCAGUGCAGCAAAGGAAUAG
This is a messenger RNA of Mustela lutreola (European mink), 966 nucleotides long. Its product is annotated as olfactory receptor 51F2-like. NCBI's taxonomy places the organism in Eukaryota, Metazoa, Chordata, Mammalia, Carnivora, Mustelidae. The transcript has a single exon. Gene Ontology annotation, biological process: G protein-coupled receptor signaling pathway. The record is from RefSeq and is a predicted model, not a curated record. Gene Ontology annotation, molecular function: G protein-coupled receptor activity; olfactory receptor activity. The coding region runs from base 16 to 966 and encodes 316 amino acids. Gene Ontology annotation, cellular component: membrane.